GAGUACUUUAAGGUUUUUAACUUAGUCAAUUUAUAACCCAUCAAUAAAAAACUAUUACCUACAAUGAAUGUGCUUAGUGCUAUAUUGUUUUGUGGAUUAAUAUUUUCAGUUGCAAAUGCUGAAGAACUAAAAGUAACCUUUUACUAUGAGUCAUUGUGUCCUUAUAGUAUUAACUUUACUGUGCAUGAGCUUUACCCAAAUUAUAAGUUAUUGGGGGAUUAUUUAAAACUGGAUUUUGUCCCUUUUGGAAAUGCGAAGAUUUUCAAUACAACUGGAGGAUAUCUAUUUGAAUGCCAACAUGGUUCAGCUGAAUGCAAGGGAAACAAAUACCAUAGUUGUGUUUUAAAUUUGUAUAACGAGUCUCAAUCAGCUGAUUUUAUUAACUGCGAUAUGGGAUCCGGAGCACCUGCCGAUGAUAUCAAUUUAAAAAAAUGUGCCGAAGAAAACAAUCUUAACUUUGAUGACGUUAGAAAAUGCGUGGACAGCGGAAAGGCCGACGAACUUCUUGUAGCUUAUGGAAAAAGGACCAAAGAGGUGACGCCCAAAUUUAAAUCCGUACCUGCCAUUGCAAUAAAUGAUGUUUUUAAUCAGGGUAUCAGUGAUGAAAUUGAAUAUAACUUCUUAGAAGUUGCUUGUAGGUUACUUAAAAAUAAACCCGAAGCAUGCAAAUAAGCAAAACAUGUACUUUUUAUUUGGUAACCUUAUACAUCCACAAUUGUCCAUUGGACCUAGUGCGAUUUCUGAAAACCAAUGCUGGCAUUCCCUGUCGUAAUAUGUGUUUUGUG
Molecule: messenger RNA, 785 nt
Organism: Brassicogethes aeneus
Lineage: Eukaryota; Metazoa; Arthropoda; Insecta; Coleoptera; Nitidulidae
Source: the annotation of a GenBank genome assembly